Messenger RNA from Salmo salar (Atlantic salmon), 8333 nucleotides. It is a transcript of the gene sos2, whose product is annotated as son of sevenless homolog 2 (Drosophila). Gene Ontology annotation, molecular function: guanyl-nucleotide exchange factor activity; protein heterodimerization activity. The record is from RefSeq and is a predicted model, not a curated record. Gene Ontology annotation, biological process: Ras protein signal transduction. NCBI's taxonomy places the organism in Eukaryota, Metazoa, Chordata, Actinopteri, Salmoniformes, Salmonidae. Gene Ontology annotation, cellular component: plasma membrane.
GGACGCAGGAGUGAGCAAGUGACUGGCUGAGAUUCGGGCAAGACAACGCACCGACGUUGAGUUAAGGAGUUAAGGGACGAACCAUCUUCCCAACGAUAACAACAACAACAAAAAAACACAUCAACAAGCGCUUCUGUUGUGCCGCUGGACACUGGAUAAAAACAUGCCUCUGACUAUUCUAAUGGGAAUUGUUAUUUAAAGUGCGCGAUUAACCGAAGCAGGAAAAUAUGAUGUUUGUUGAAGUAAAACAGAGGAGAAAGUUUACUCCUUUUUUUUUUUGGGAAUUGAAUGAAUAGUCCUUGUGCCUACAACAUAGCUAACUCGCAGUGCACCAAGGCCAUGAUAGACAGCCUUUGCAUACAGAUGUGUUCUCUCUCUAGCUAGCUAGCUAUCAGGUGAUAGCGCUAAACCUAAAUUACAAUAGGUAGUAACAUAACGUUUAGUCGUGACAUUUAUCUGAAAUGGCUAACUAGCUGGAUAUGUUUAAUUUUUUUGUUUUGUUUUUAUCUAACAGGCUAACUAUCUAAAAUAGCAGUUUGCCAGUUAGCUUAGCUAACUAGCUAACAAUUGGUGUUUAUUAGCUAGUUCGCUAGCUAGAAACGCUUGAAAGGAAAGCCUGAGUUGGCUAACUAAUUAGCUAGCGAGCUAGGCGAGCUACCAUAUUAACUAGCUAGUAAAUGAGACCGCUAACAAGUGAGUUGCUAGCCUAGCUAGCUAGCACUUUGUAAAAUUUUAAUAUCAGGUUAUCGCUAACUAGCUUAUAUUGGCUUUGCACUUAAAUUAGCUCGCUAACAGUAAUACGUGUUUUUUUUUCUUCUAGUUAGCAUUACCAAACCUUGCUCGAUUUGGUGUACGGUUUAGCUAGUGUUAUUAUUAUCUUAGUUUACCUCAAGCUGAUUUUUAUUUUUUUCCACCGUGCCUGGACUGACCCACCCACAAGGACUAACCGGGGGCCGAUGCUGACAAUCCAUCCCGGAUCACGGCACCGGAUCACGGCAACGUAAGGAGCCAUGCAGCCGCAACAAAUAUACGACUUUUCAAGUGACGAGAACAGUCACAAAUGGCGAGGCCUCUUCGUCCAAGCGUUGCGAAAGGUGCAGCUACAGGUGCACCCCAACCUGUCAGCCAAGGAGGGAGCUCUGCAGCACAUCGAAGAGCUGAUCCUGCAGCUGCUCAACAUGCUGUGUAUGGCCCAGCCGCGCUCUGUACAGGACGUGGAGGAGCGGGUCCAGAAGACCUUCCCCCACCCCAUAGAUAAAUGGGCCAUAGCUGACGCCCAGUCGGCCAUCGAGAAGAGGAAGAGGAGGAACCCUCUACUGCUCCCCGUCGAUAAGAUACACCCCCUACUCAAGGAGGUCCUGGGUUAUAAGAUAGACUACCACGUCUGCCUCUACAUCGUGGCGGUGCUAGAAUACAUAUCAGCUGACAUCUUGAAGCUAGCAGGAAACUACGUUGGUAACAUCAGACACUAUGAGAUCAGCCAGCAAGACAUCAAAGUGUCCAUGUGUGCAGACAAGGUCCUAAUGGACAUGUUUGACCAGGACGAGGACAUCGGUCUGGUUUCUCAGUGUACGGAGGAGCCGUCGUCGUCGGGGGAGCUGACCUACGACGACCUGGUGCGCUUGGAGAUCGCAGAGGAGCGCCAGUACCUGCGGGAGCUCGACCUCAUCAUCAAGGUGUUCCGACAUCACUUCCUGUUCAACAACAAGAUCUUUACGCCUCAGGAUGUGGAGGUGAUUUUCAGUAACAUCUUGGACAUCCAUGAGUUGACGGUCAAGCUGCUGGGCCUGAUCGAAGAUGCGGUGGAGAUGACCGCUGACGGUAGUCCACAUCCUUUGGUGGGCAGCUGCUUCGAGGACCUGGCAGAGGAACAGGCGUUUGAUCCGUACGAGACCCUGUCUCAGGAUAUCCUGUCCAGGCAGUUCCGCGAGCACUUCAGCAGCCUCAUGGCCCGGCCUACUGUAGGACUAUACUUCCAGUCCAUAGCUGAAGGUUUCAAGGAGGCGGUUCAGUACGUCCUGCCACAGCUUAUGAUGGUUCCUGUAUACCACUGUUUGCACUACUUUGAACUACUGCAGCAGCUGCAGGAGCACAGCGAGGAGCAGGAUGACAGGGAGUGUUUGAAGCAGGCCAUCACAGCUCUGCUCAACCUCCAGUGUAGCGUGGAACGCAUCUACACCAAACACCUGCCUCGACGCAAACCUGGAGAGCCCAUGUACCGUCUGUACAGCCGUCAGGUGCGCAGCAAGCAGCUGGCCAUCAAGCGGAUGAACGAGAUCCAGAAGAGCAUCGACGGCUGGGAGGGCAAGGACAUCGGCCAGUGCUGUUCCGAGUUUAUCCUGGAGGGGGCGCUCCUCCGCGCCGGCGCCAAACACGAGCGACACAACUUCCUGUUCGACGGCCUCAUGAUCAGCUGCAAGGCCAAUCAGAGCUCCCGACUCCCCGGUUCUGGAAGCGGGGCGGAGUUCCGUCUCAAGGAGAAGUUCGUCCUGCGGAAAGUCCGCAUCGUGGACCGCGAGGACUCGGCGGAGUUCAAACACGCCUUCGAACUCGCCGGUAAAGACGAGAACUGUGUGGUGUUCUGCGCCCGCUCGGCGGAGGAGAAGGGGGCGUGGAUGGCGGCGCUGGUGACCCUGCAGUACCGCUCCACGCUGGACCGUAUGUUGGACACGGUUCUGCAACACGAGGAGCAGGCCCAGCCCCUACGACUGCCCUCGCCAGAGCUAUACCGCUUCGCUGUGCAUGACUCAGAGGAGAACAUCGUGUUUGAAGAUCGCGUCCAGAGCAAGACGGGGAUACCCAUUAUUAAAGCUGGCACGGUGGUCAAGCUUAUAGAGAGGCUCACCUACCACAUGUAUGCUGAUCCCAACUUUGUGCGCACUUUUCUGACCACCUACCGGUCCUUUUGCAAGCCCCAGGAGCUCCUCGGCCUCUUGAUAGACAGGAUUGAGAUCCCAGAGCCGGAGCCCACUGAGGCAGACAAGCAGGCUCUAUGGAACGGAGAUCAGCCAAUGGCUGCAGAGCUGCAGAGGUUCCGGAGGGAGUACGUCCAACCAGUCCAACUCAGGGUCCUGAAUGUGUUCCGUCAAUGGGUGGAACAUCAUUUCUAUGACUUUGAGAACGACCCUGAGCUACGAGGCAGACUGGAGGAGUACAUCAGCAGCAUUAUACAGCUACGAGGCAAGUCUAUGAGGAAGUGGGUGGAGUCUAUCAACAAGAUAAUCAAGAGGAAGAUGCAGACUCAGUCUAACGGGGUCAGCCACAACAUCACCUUCGAGAGCCCGCCCCCGCCCAUCGAGUGGCACAUCAGCCGCCUGGGCCAGACUGACACCUUUGACCUCAUGACCCUUCACCCCAUAGAGAUCGCCCGCCAGCUCACCCUGUUGGAGUCAGAGCUAUACAGGGCUGUGAGGCCAUCUGAGCUGGUGGGGAGUGUCUGGACCAAAGAGGACAAGGAGAAUAACUCUCCCAACCUGCUGAGGAUGAUCCGUCACACCACCAACCUCACACUGUGGUUUGAGAAGUGUAUUGUGGAAGCAGAGAACCUGGAUGAGAGGGUAGCAGUGUUCACACGGGUCAUUGAGAUCCUUCAGGUGUUUCAGGAGCUCAACAACUUCAACGGUGUUCUGGAGGUGGUCUCUGCCAUCAACUCUGUCCCCGUCUACCGGCUAGAUCACACCUUCGAGGCGGUCCCCGAGAGGAAAAAGAGGAUCCUAGAGGAAGCAGUGGAACUGAGCCAGGACCAUUUCAAGAAGUACCUGGCCAAGCUCAAGUCCAUUAACCCACCCUGUGUGCCUUUCUUCGGUAUCUACUUGACCAACAUCCUGAAGACAGAGGAGGGGAACCCCGACUUCCUGAAGAGACACGGCAAAGAGCUGAUCAACUUCAGUAAGAGGAGGAAAGUAGCAGAAAUCACAGGAGAGAUACAGCAGUACCAGAACCAGCCUUACUGUCUCAAGGUCCAGCAGGACAUCAAGAGGUUUUUUGAGAACCUGAACCCGAUGGGCAGUCUGGGUGAGAAGGAGUUCUCGGACUAUCUGUUCAACAAGUCUCAGGAGAUUGAGCCUCGCAACUGCAAGCAGCCGCCACGAUUCCCCAGGAAGACCAUGUACACACUGAAGUCCCCGGGGAUCCGGCCGGUGCGUACCUCUACGUCAGGGACCCUGAAGGGUCACCCCGUACCCCUGGAGAGAGAGCCCCCCCACAAGAUCACCUUCAGGAGCAUCGCUGAGACGGAGCAUGAGAUCUCUUCCACAGCCUCGGUCCCCACCUCACCGAACACCCCCACACCCCCGCAGUCUGCAACCUCAGACCUCAUCUCUGUCUUCAUGGAGCAAGACCUCUGCAACUCCUACGGUGGAAACUCCAUAUUCGCUAAUGUUCUCCUCCCACCCUCAAAGGUCCAGUCAGUAUCUUGUGGAAGCCUUCACCAGCUAGGAGAGGACUUACUCAAACCUCCUCCACUUCCCCCACGCAGGAAGGAUGCUUUCUCUGAGACCAAGUUGAGUUCCAGGUCUGAUAGUCCUCCAGCCAUCCCCCCCAGGCUACCCCCUCCUCUCCCCAGGAUCCAGCCCCGCGUCCCGGUCUACAACGGCCCCAGCGACGGCCCCCUCUCCAGCCCCCCACUACCACCUCCCCGGGACCCCCAGCCAGACACCCCUCCACCCGUCCCCCAGAGACCCCCAGAGAUCUUCAUCAACUACCCCUUGAACCUUCAACCCUCCCCUGUCGGACGCUUCCACUGGGACUUUUGCAGCUCCCCGUCGUCCCCCGGCACGCCCCCGGGCACCCCGUCUCCCCGCGUCCCCCGACGGAGCUGCCCACUCAGCGCCAGUCAGAACAGUCUCUGCCCGCUCCCGCUGCCCAUCAUGGCGCCCCCCGUGCCCCCUCGCCACAACUCCAACUCCUCCCCCCAGCUCCCCAAACUCCCCCCAAAGACCUACAAGAGGGAGCUGUUGCCGCCCCCAUUACAGAGCCUCUCAUUGGUGGAGAACACGGACACUAGCCAAUGAGGAGCCAUCUGCUUCUUUUGUUGUUGCUAUUGUUUUUUGUUGUCAACAUGGAAGCCUUUGAGUUGCUCCACACAAUACAAACUGCAAACAAACUAUGUCCUACAUCAAACUAUGUCCUACAUCAAACUAUGUCCUACAUCAAACUAUGUCCUACAUCAAACUAUGUCCUACAUCAAACUAUGUCCUACUUGAUGACCUGGAGCGGAUAAAAACAAACAAACUAAUCGUGAUUUUAAAGCUACUGAUCGUAAAGAAGACUUAGUUUCCAACCCCGCCCACUCAUCUCCUGCCACGCCUCUCAGGAAUCAGUAGCUCCACCUUCAUGCCAAUAGAAAAUACACCACAGUGUGCCAGCCAAUGAACAAGUAGCCUCAAGACACUGAUUCAAACUCCUCCUCUCUCUGUGUGUGUGUGCGAGUGUCACAUACCUGUACACAGCACAACACACACGUCACUGUGUUUCUUUCUUGGUACAGACAUCCCACUCUGUGCUCGAGUGGACAGGACAACAAGCUAUGCUCUGGCAGUUGCCCUCCUCCUAUCCUGACAAGUAGUUUUAUGUUUUUACCCCGGGCUGUCCAGCCCGUCCUGGUCCAGUGCGGUAACCCCAUCCUCUGUGUUUCCGUUGUUCCAUUGGCACACUGUAGUGCUAGGAGCAGCAUUCACUCACUCACUCACCCAGGACGUCAGUCAGUCCUGUCUUGUGGCUCACUGACAGACAGACAGUCACUGGACCUGUUCGGACCUCACUGCUCUUUUAUGAUCAAACUUAUCAAUUGCUCUGUACUGCGGUUCUGUCUGGAGCAAGCAUGAGCAGAGUGUUUUCAGAAUCCUCUGAGUCCUCUCAACUCUUCCCAUUGUGUUCUGUUGUUCUCUACUAAACUCUUAAUUUAGUAGCCAAAGGUUUUAUUUGAUUCAGGGGGAUAACUAAGGGAUAAAAAAUUUUUUUUUUUGGGAGGAAUGAUAAGACAAACUAAAAAUGGGAUGCAAAUUAUAUUUUCAUUCAUUCAGAACUGACUGAAAAGCGUUUAGCAAAAAAAACAAAAAAAUAGUUUUUUGCUACGGUGUGCGACUAAUGAAUAAACACCCUGCUGGUCGUAGCUGCACCCUCUACUUCAGAUGUUAGCCUUUAAUCCCACAGCACUGACCUAUAACCUGAGGCAGGGAGCCAUUCAGAAUGAGGGAGAGAGACAGACGGAUGGACAGAUGGGAUGGACAGAUGGACGGUGAGUGUGUAGGGUAGGAUCCACUUGCACAUUUAGCUGGGGCAGGGCAGCAGGGACGUCUCGUUGUCUACCCUCGUCAGUCAUGUGAUGGAGAAGUCUGUCUGUGUCUGGACUAUAGAAAACGAUAAGAGGCCUCUAGUGGUCAAAAGGCUAUAUUAGCAUGGGCAGCGCCAUUGAGGGCUUCCGCCAUUUUAAAGUAGUCAAGAUUGGCAACUGGGUGGGGAUUCCUGUGAGUUGUAGCCUCAGUGGCGCUGCCCGUGCUGUCACAGACGCUAUAAUGGCGCUGAUAUAAAUAUGAGUCCUCUAUCCAUCUCUAUGGGGCUGUGAUAUAAAUGAGUCCUCUAUCUAUCUCUAUGGAGCUGCCCAUGCUGUCACAGACAUGAAUGAGUUCUCUAUCUCUAUGGAGCUGCCCAUGCUGUCAGACGCUAUAAUGGCACAGAUAUAAAUGAGUCCUCUAUCUAUCUCUAUGGAGCUGCCCAUGCUGUCACAGACAUAAAUUAGUUCUCUAUCUAUCUCUAUGGAGCGGCCCAUUCUGUCAGACGCUAUAAUGGCACAGAUAUAAAUGAGUCCUCUAUCUAUCUCUAUGGAGCUGCCCAUGCUGUCACAGACAUAAAUGAGUUCUCUAUGGAGCUGCCCAUGCUGUCAGACGCUAUAAUGGCACAGAUAUAAAUGAGUCCUCUAUCUCUAUGGAGCUGCCCACGCUGUCACAGACAUAAAUGAGUUCUCUAUCUAUCUCUAUGGAGCUGCCCAUGCUGUCACAGACAUAAAUUAGUUCUCUAUCUAUCUCUAUGGAGCUGCCCAUGCUGUCAGACGCUAUAAUGGCACAGAUAUAAAUGAGUCCUCUAUCUAUCUCUAUGGAGCUGCCCACGCUGUCACAGACAUAAAUGAGUCCUCUAUCUAUCUCUAUGGAGCUGCCCAUGCUGUCAGACGCUAUAAUGGCACAGAUAUAAAUGAGUCCUCUAUCUAUCUCUUAUGCCUGGACAAAGCCCAGAUUUAAGAAGAAGAGUAGGAUGAGUGACAACAACAUUGAGAUAUCUCUUUCUCUGGCCAGGGAGGUUAUUAGCAGCCAGACUUUUCUUUCUCCAGCUCCUUGAAGGGAUACUUUGGGAUUUUGCCCCAGUGUACUUCCCCAGAGUCAGAUUAAUUUGUGUAUACCAUUUUUUUACAUCUCUGUGUCCAGAGUGAAGGAGGUUAGAGGUAGUUUCGUGAGCCAAUGCUAACUAGCGUUAGCGCAAUGACUGGAAGUCUAUGGGUAUCUACUAGCAUGCUCUUUUUUUAAAGCUAACCUGGUCCCAGAUCUGUUUGGCCUUUUGGCCUACUCUGUUCUCUUAUAGUCAUUUGUCAUGACAAUUCCAUAUGGUGUUGGCAAGAACAGACUGGCAGCCAGGCUAGCUGAAAAGCCAAGAUGAUGUCUUAACUCAAACUAAGUGCCCCUAAAGGUUUGUGCUGCUGUCUGUCUGUCCAACACUAUCUGCAGCUCUUUUACCAUCAUCCCCACCUCAUACGCAUCAACCCCACCAAAGCCUGGAACAAAUGAACAGUUGGCUCCUCUAGUGGACAAACUGGGGACUGCUCCACAGCGCCCCUAGUGGACAGGAGGACAAACGGCUCCCCCUGAGUGGACAAACUGGGGACUGCUCCACAGCGCCCCUAGUGGACAGGAGGACAAACAGCCCCCCCCCUGAGUGGACAAACUGGGGACUGCGCCACAGCGCCCCUAGUGGACAGGAGGACAAACAGCUCCCCCUGAGUGGACAAACUGGGAACAAGGGGUUGUUUCAGAUACCUGGACUCUAUUAACCAGGUGUCACUGUCCUUCUCUCUCUCCUCUCAAAAAAAAAUGCCAUUUCAUUUUAAAAUACUGAAAUAACAUGGGUCAUGCUCAGAUGUGCCUUUUUUUAUUUCGUUUUCUUUACAGAGUAAGCGAAAGGUGUCUUUAAAUGCUAUUAAAAAAAAACUCAUCCGAUAAAUAAAUAUGGUUGGCUAUGUAAUGCUUAGAACAAAAAUAUGUACACUACAAAAGGUUUGUGGAUACUGUGCAUAUAACAUGUAUACACUAACUAAAUAAUUUGUAUAAAGUGAUUUCUCAUUCUCA